Echinostoma caproni is the source of this 303-nucleotide messenger RNA. The record is from the annotation of a GenBank genome assembly. Lineage: Eukaryota; Metazoa; Platyhelminthes; Trematoda; Plagiorchiida; Echinostomatidae.
AUGACACCUUUUAGCGCUCUUAUUAGCAGUGAAGUAAUUGCUUUUGAUGAAUUCGCUGAAGGACGAACUCGCCUUCUCGUUACAGUGGUGCCGUCGCCCAAAUCCGCACAACGCAAUGAAGUUACCUUGGCCAAACGCGUUUGUAGACGGAGAUGUGGAAAAGUGGAUUUUGAAUUAAUCGCAUCGUGCAAUGGCAUCAAAAGGAGUGCGCAUAUGGUCACCGCGCUGGGUGCACUGCUCACCGGACGAGCGAAUGCCGCUCACGAUCUGAAUUUGGAAAGCAAUCAAGCCCGGGAUCAGUAG